Messenger RNA from Maudiozyma saulgeensis, 2544 nucleotides. The record is from the annotation of a GenBank genome assembly. Lineage: Eukaryota; Fungi; Ascomycota; Saccharomycetes; Saccharomycetales; Saccharomycetaceae.
AUGGAAUCUCUUCGAGCAUUUGCCAAAGUUGGUUUCAAACUCAUAAAUAAUCAAAAUGAGAAAUUCAGUACUCUAAACGGCAAUUCGUUUUCAAAUUUCAAUGAUAUCGAUGAUCUCGAUUUUGAUCUAUCAUCAUCAUUAGAGAUCGAUAUAAACGAUGAUGCCAAAUUAUUCCAUGCUCUUAAUCGAUUUAUAACAUUAAUAAACAAUAGGAAUAAACAUUUCAACUUAAAGAUCCAGGACAUCGUCGAAGAUGAACUUCAGAAAACUGACCCACAGAUAAUCUCUGAUAAAAUAUUCGAAAAUACAAAUUUUAGUAAUACUUAUAUUGCGCAGUUCAUACGUCACAACCUAAUAAAAUAUUUAAGAAACGAACAAUUAUAUUCAGAUAAUGAAACACUAAGUGAAGAGUUGCGAGAUGUUUUAGGCCACUGGUGGUCAUAUAUACUCGAUCUUCUCACCAGAGAUAAGAAGCAACAAAAGAAUACCAAUAAAAGAAGUAGUAUCAUUACAUUUAAAAGCACAGAUUCAACAAAUUACAAAGAAAAUAUCAACCCAUAUUUCACCAAAUCAUUUAUCUCCAUUGAAUUAGUCUCUGUUUGCCUGGAAUCGAUAAGUAGAAUAAUGAGCCGUCUGAUAAUUUUAAAUCAUGAUAAUGAUAAGAUACAUUUACCAGCAUUUUCAAAUAACAUUUUAAAGACAAUCCAAAUCGUGACAGCCCAAUUGGUGGAGAAUUCUAGACUAAUCAAGGAUCUAACCAAUAAAAUAGGGAAAGACCACCACACCCAAAUAGCAUUUUGUAACAAUUACAACUCCCUCAUUAGAUCAUUUCUGGGGAAACUUUUAGCAUUCGCAUUUAUUUACAUACCCGAUAAUUUACAAUUUGAUGUCCAGCUUAUUGAAGCUUUACAACCAAACUUCAAAAUAAAUACUGCCACUGAAUCUACUUUAGUACCUUGGAAGAAAAGAAAUUUUGUAACCUCUAAAAUAAAGAAGCAGGAAGAGAAAUUCGACUCUACUAUUACCAAUUCAGACACAAAGAAAGUAUUUAGAGUAAUAAUUUCGUAUAUUCGGCAUGAUUUAUGCUUCGUUUCAUUCUAUUGGCAUUAUUGGUUUAUCAUUUUCAAAAUGCUAUCCUGCAACAGUAUUACAUUAGAGAAAGAGACCAUAACAGGUACCUGUCCUGGCUGCAACAUUUUUAUUGAACAUUCUAUCAAUUAUUUUAUGCGUAAUGAUCUUUAUAAAACCAACAAAUACCUUAAAAGUAUUCGUAAACAAAACUUAAAUCCAAGCAUCAAUGACAGUAUGCCAAACUCGGAUAUUGUAACAGAUGAUGAAUUGCCAACAUCCAAUUCUAGGACGAAUAAUGUUCAGAAUUUAGACUCAUUUGUAGAGGACUCUUUCAAGAGUCUAAAAAUAUGGAACUGCCUGAGAUUAAUCUACAUGAAAUUUCCCACAGAAAGCAAAAGUUUAAACAUAUUACUAAACGUUCAUGAUGAAGCACAACUAAAUUACAUCAAGACAAUACCUGCCUAUGAUGUCCAAAUCGCAAACGUUGUAUACAAUAAAAUCUUAAAAAAGAUUAUCGAUCUUUUCCCAGAUGUCACUUUCUUGAGAUGGUCUAUAUGGAUAGAUGGAUAUAUGAACCUACUGAAAACUCACAACAUGAAUAACCAAAUAAUUGCCAUUCUUUCCCUUUUUAAUACUUGGGAGUUUAUUCCUAAUGCAGAACAAAUAAGGAUAACGCAAGCAAUUAUUGGGGAUAAUGAUAUUUGGGAAAAUUUGACUUUAGAUACAGCUGAAAACUUAGUCCAUGUUUUGUUCUCUAAGCUUCUUAUAUUCAAAAUGUCAAAACUUAAUGAUCCACAAACCAAACAACUUAUCCUCAAUAAGUUAAGUUUAUUCUAUUUCCAAUUCAAUUUGUUAAUCGAAUAUUUAACUGAUACUGAAUUAAAGGACAAAAUAGAACGUGAAUGUUCAUUAAGCUAUGGUGGUGACUCAGUAUUAAUAUUUCAUAUAAACAAAAAAUUCAUUUUAGGGAAAUUAAGAAAUUCUUCUAGCACACCAGCCAAGAAUGGAAGAUUACUAUAUGACAAGAAGAAUUGGAUAUUAGGUCCUUUAGAUGUUAAUUGUAGAAAAGAAUAUAAAGAUUUAUUAGAACCACCUGAAUUUACUAAAUUAAGAUUUCUUAUUUCAAAUAAUGAUUCUAGAAUGGGGUUUAGGAUUAUGCUUUUCCCUAACGUUGGGAAAACAAUCGAAUAUUGGAAUUCUAAAUGGCUAAAUAAUGGGAAUACCCGUAAACCUGCAGAGGAAAAAACAUUACCAUUCAAACCAUUAGAACCAUUCAACACGUCAUUAUUUGGUGAUAUUACUGAAAUUUCAGAUGAUAUUGAAAUAAAGAGUAAUAUUGCCAGUCGCAAAACUCAAUAUGAGAAAUUGUACAAGUUUAUUAGGUUAUUCAAUCUAACCAUGAUUGAAUACUAUGAUUUCCAAAAUUUUGAGAAUGAUGAAAAUAUAUAUAUAGACUUUGAACUUUUCAAGUAG